Messenger RNA from Cercospora beticola, 807 nucleotides. Its product is annotated as yippee/mis18 family protein. Lineage: Eukaryota; Fungi; Ascomycota; Dothideomycetes; Mycosphaerellales; Mycosphaerellaceae. The record is from RefSeq and is a predicted model, not a curated record.
AUGCCAUUCUCGUCGAUUGCCUCCGCCCCCGCGCUGUUUCCUACUUACCUCGUCCCAUCGCUACCGUUCCGGAAACGGAAAUCGAGCACCGAUAGCAAUGCUUCCAUCAGCUCCAAUCUAACUACCAGCUCCACAUCCACCGCAGACGACACAUAUCUAGCCGGUCAUGCUUCACACCUCCGCUGUGCCCGUUGUCUCUCCGAUCUCGCGCUCAGCAGCCAGAUCAUCUCCAAAGGCUUCACCGGCAGACAUGGACGCGCCUAUCUCGUAGCUCCUUCAACAAGCGCCAUAUCGGCCAGCUCAAUUCCCACAUCCUCUCACAUGACUGCCAAAGCGCGCAACGAUGCUCUCCCCAACUUACCAAACACCUACACCCACAAGCCCGUUCCUCGACAGCUCGUCACAGGCGCUCACACCGUCGGAGAUAUCUCCUGUUCGCAAUGCGGUUCAGUGCUCGGAUGGAAGUACAUUCACGCCGAAGACGAAUCGCAAAAGUACAAGAUCGGAAAGUUCAUCCUCGAAACUAAGCGUGUUUGCCGAUCAAGUACGUGGGAGACUACCGAUACGGUUGACGAGCAGGGCUUGCUGGAUGAUGUGAGAAGGGACAGUCUGAGAAGGCGAAGUAGUGCCGCGGCUUGUCCACCGACAGAGUUGACGAUGCCGAAAGAGGAGCUGGAAUUUGAUAGUGAGGACGAGGAUGAGAGAGAGGCGCUAUUCUUGGGUAUGUGGACUCCGCAACUUGCAGGGAGGAUCAGAAGAGAGAAGGCGAGGGAUUUCGCACAUAAUGUUGUCUGGGAGGAGGAGUAA